Asterias rubens (European starfish) is the source of this 1440-nucleotide messenger RNA. RefSeq names its product protein pitchfork-like. Gene Ontology annotation, molecular function: cytoskeletal protein binding. Bases 398 to 1024 code for a protein of 208 amino acids. Gene Ontology annotation, biological process: regulation of cell projection organization. Gene Ontology annotation, cellular component: ciliary basal body. NCBI's taxonomy places the organism in Eukaryota, Metazoa, Echinodermata, Asteroidea, Forcipulatida, Asteriidae. The record is from RefSeq and is a predicted model, not a curated record. The transcript has 5 exons.
CUUGUUUAGUGUAUACUUUAGUGCAUACUUUUAACUUAAAGAUACUAACAUUUAUAACACCAACAAUAAAACCACAUAAAAAUAGCCAUGUCAGUGAGUUGUUGAUGAUAACGGGCCCGGAAUAAAGGUUGUUAUGACGACCAGUCAACAGUGGACAUCCAGCAGCUAGCUAGGCGCACAGUCAGUGCAUUGUUUACGCUGUGCAUUUUGCAUGAGCAUGCAUACGUCGUGCGUGUUUUUAUGUGUGAGACAGAUACAAUCGUGAGUUCGUUUUUGAAGAAGAGGUGCCUGCUGCUAAUUAAACCACAAACAGAUUUAGUUAACUGUUAAGUGACCAAGAAGACAGGAACAUAAUCAACAUUGAGAUAUUAAUUAAAAGACAGGUUCAAGUUCAACAAUGACGACAACUCUGCCAUCGUUGGACGCCCUCCUUGGAAAGGAGAAGAAGAGUAACGUCUCCUUCGGUACGACAAGAGACCGCCCUCUAUUCCCGGGCAAGAUUCCGCAGAAUCGCAUGGGAGCGGGAAUAGGUCUGGAGAGCGCCCCCCACAGAGCACCCUGCAGCUACGAUAACGAUGAGAAAACCACCUUCCUUUACAACAUAGACCGUCAAGUAACAAGCAAGAAGGGUUACACGAUGGGAGCUCGGACAGGACCGAGAUUUAGGAAAGAAUUUGCUACCGUCACACCGUGCCCUUCCACCUACCAGACAAAACACACCGACGCUAAGACAUUUGUUCCGUCCAACAAGCCGUUCCAUGUCGGUGCUAACAGGUUCUACAGAAACACAGUUGAUCCUGAGCUUACACCAGGGGCUGGAACCUAUGAGCACAACGUCCCACGGGAUCGUAAAGUCGCCUUCCAUGGGACCUUCGGAGGACCCCAGCUUCUUAAGGUCCAACCAGACGACUCGGUCCUCAUGCCCGAAGACUGUAAAGGCACAACCUCAAAGAGUCGUAUGAUGACAUAUAAGGACAAGAGGAAGUUUGCCAUCCGAGAAGCGUAUUUGUCUCUUUACUAUUAAACAUCGAUUUAGACUUUUCUUUAAAAUAUUACUGAUUAUUACAGUCUGCUCUCAUUAUAAAAAAUAAGCCUGUGCGACUAGUGAAAUUAACUACUCGAAGUCGCACCUCAAAAAGUUGCGACUUUGACACAAGUCGUUACCAACUUAUAAUUCCCUUAGUUGCAAUGCAGCAUUUUGUUUGCCGCACGCGCAAUGUAGUAAAAUUCACGCUGAAAGGGUUGAAGGAUUGUGUCAUUGAUGUCCGAUUGUGUUUUGUAAGUAAAUUAUGUUGUCGUAAAUAGUUGGAGCGUCUCAAUUGGUUCACCAAACAGUCUUGGUGGCACGAUUAACCGUGAAGGGCCUACAUAGGAUUCGAACUGCCUCUAGCUACCGGGCAACCUCGGUAGUCUAGUUGGUAAGACACUGCUCUAGCAUUG